Messenger RNA from Sphenostylis stenocarpa, 351 nucleotides. The record is from the annotation of a GenBank genome assembly. NCBI's taxonomy places the organism in Eukaryota, Viridiplantae, Streptophyta, Magnoliopsida, Fabales, Fabaceae.
AUGCCCUUCAAGCAUUUAGGACCAACACAAAUCAUUCACAUACUAAAGAAUUCUAACACAGUCAAUACGGCAAUGGGCUUUCGUUUACCUGGUAUCAGAAAGACAUUAUUAGCAGCAAAUCAAGCAUCUUCAAAAGUGGUGGAUGCGCCCAAGGGCUAUCUUGCAGUCUAUGUGGGAGAGAAAAUGAAGCGGUUCAUGAUCCCCAUCUCAUACUUGAACCAACCUUCAUUUCAAGACUUGUUGAGUCAAGCUGAGGAAGAGUUUGGAUAUGAUCAUCCCAUGGGUGGCCUUACAAUUCCUUGCAGCGAAGAUGUAUUCCAACUUAUAACUUCUUGCUUGAAUGGACAUUAA